Messenger RNA from Lutra lutra (Eurasian river otter), 1799 nucleotides. It is a transcript of the gene CARS2, whose product is annotated as cysteinyl-tRNA synthetase 2, mitochondrial. Gene Ontology annotation, molecular function: cysteine-tRNA ligase activity; ATP binding. Gene Ontology annotation, cellular component: cytoplasm. The transcript is spliced from 16 exons. Gene Ontology annotation, biological process: cysteinyl-tRNA aminoacylation. The coding region runs from base 27 to 1718 and encodes 563 amino acids. The record is from RefSeq and is a predicted model, not a curated record. Lineage: Eukaryota; Metazoa; Chordata; Mammalia; Carnivora; Mustelidae.
CCUCCGCGGCUGCUCGCGGGCCGGCCAUGCUGCGGACGCGCUGGGCGGGUGUGGGCCCCCAGCUCCUGCGGGCCGCUUGGGGCCGGGGUGCCGGGCAGGGGCUGGCGCGGGAGGCGUCGGGGGCACGCGGGCAGGGUUGGCUGCAGCCGGCGGGCCACGACACGGGCGUCAAGGUGUACAACAGCCUCACCCGGAGGAAAGACCCCUUGAUCGUGAGCAGCGCGGACGCCGCCUCCUGGUACAGCUGUGGGCCGACUGUCUACGAUCACGCACACCUGGGCCAUGCUUGCUCGUACGUCAGGUUUGAUAUCCUCCGAAGGAUCCUCUGCAGGGUUUUUGGUUGCAACAUCGUCAUGGUGAUGGGAAUCACGGAUGUGGACGAUAAAAUAAUCCGCAGGGCCGCCGAGCCAGAAAACGGGAUGAACGUGUCGCCCACUUCUCUCGCCAGUCUGUAUGAAGAGGAUUUUAAACAAGACAUGGCAGCCUUGAAGGUCCUCCCGCCGACGGUGUACUUGAGGGUGACUGAAAAUAUUCCUCAGAUCAUUUCUUUCAUCGAAGGAAUCAUUGCUAAUGGGCACGCUUACCCCACAGCACAAGGCAAUGUCUACUUCGACCUGCAGUCGAGAGGAGACAGGUACGGCAAGCUGGUCGGUGUGGUCCCUGGUCCCGUCGGAGAGCCUGCUGCGCCAGACAAGCGGCACGCCAGCGACUUUGCCCUGUGGAAGGCGGCCAGACCGCAGGAGGUGUUUUGGGCGUCUCCCUGGGGAAACGGAAGACCUGGCUGGCACGUGGAAUGUUCCACCCUCUCAAGUCUGGUGUUUGGAAGCCAGCUGGACAUCCACUCGGGCGGGGUCGAUCUGGCUUUUCCGCAUCACGAGAACGAAAUCGCCCAGUGCGAGGCCUUCCAUCGGUGCCGGCAGUGGGGAAACUAUUUUCUGCAUUCUGGGCAUUUGCACGUGAAAGGCAAAGAAGAAAAAAUGUCCAAAUCGCUGAAAAACUACAUCACUAUUAAGGACUUUCUAAAGACGUUUUCCCCUGAUGUCUUCCGCCUCUUCUGCAUGCGGAGCAGCUACAGGUCAGCUAUUGACUACAGCGACGGCACCAUGCUCGAGGCCAAGCACCUCCUCUUGGGGGCGGCCGCGUUCGUGGGGGACGCCCAGGCCUACAUGAAGGGACAGCUGGUGUGUGGCCCCGUCAGGGACGAUGUGCUGUGGGAGAGGCUCCGCCACACCAAGGAGGCCGUGAAGGCUGCCCUGGCGGAUGACUUUGACACGCCCGCGGCCGUGGACGCCGUCAUGGAGCUCGUGCACCACGGGAACAGACAGCUGAAGGCGCACGCUCAGGAACCCAGCGGUCCCCGGAGUCCUGCCGUGUUCGGCUCCAUCGUGUCCUAUGUCGAGCAGUUCUUCGAGACCGUCGGGAUUUCUCUGGCGGACAGACAGUCUGUUGCAGGGGACAGCAGCCGGGCCACUCUGCACAGCGUGGUGGACGAGCUGGUCCGCUUCCGGCUGCGGGUGCGGCAGUUUGCCCUGGCCACAGGAGCGGCCACCCGGGAGGCCCGACAGCAGCAACUGCUGGACAGGCAGCCCCUGCUGGAGGCGUGUGACACCCUGCGCCGGGACCUUGUCGCCCACGGCAUCAGCAUUAAGGACCGGAGCAGCACGUCCACAUGGGAGCUGCUGGACCAGAGGAUGGAAGACCGCAGACCGGGGAGCUGACGGCCCCCGACACCGUCCUGUGCUUACGCAGAGGCCUCCUGUCGUGCCUGUCCAGUCAGCAUUAAAGUCAGUCCAACCGAU